Molecule: messenger RNA, 1470 nt
Organism: Coccomyxa subellipsoidea C-169
Lineage: Eukaryota; Viridiplantae; Chlorophyta; Trebouxiophyceae; Coccomyxaceae
Product: SPRY-domain-containing protein
Exons: 10
Coding region: 1-1470 (489 amino acids)
Biological process (GO): cytoskeleton organization; cell surface receptor signaling pathway
Cellular component (GO): cytoplasm
Molecular function (GO): protein binding
Source: RefSeq, a predicted model, not a curated record
AUGUGGCGGCAGAUAGCCGGACAGCCAUCUGAUGCGCUGACAAGGCCAGACGACGAUGAAGAGGAAGAACCUUUGGCUUCCCACUUCAACACCAAUAACUUCGGCAACUUCUUAGAUGUGGAGAAGGACAAGCUGACGGUCCGCUACACUGGACAAGGCGCGCACAACAACGACGUAGGAGCCAUACAGGGCAAUCGACCAGUGCCGCGGAAGCGCAGAGUGUACUAUUAUGAGGUCACAGUGCUAGAUGCCGGCGAGAAGGGUCUCAUUGGCGUCGGCUUUGCAGACAAAAACUUCAAGAUGGGCAAGCAGCCUGGGUGGGAGCCACACAGCUACGGCUAUCAUGGCGAUGAUGGCAAGAAGUUCCAUCAGAACGGGCAGGGCGAGGAGUACGGGCCGCAGUUCACACUCGGCGAUGUCAUUGGCGCUGGCAUUCACAUCCAGAGACAGGAGAUCUUCUUCACGAAGAAUGGGAAGCACUUAGGAGUAGCCUUCAGGGGCCUCCCACAGCUGCCGCUGUACCCCACAGCAGGCCUGCACAGCCCUGGAGAGUGCAUAGCUGUCAAUUUUGGCGCCUCUCCAUUUGCCUUCAACCUGGAGGCCAUGCUACAGGAGGAGAGGGAACAGGAGGAAGCAGCCUCAUGGGUUUUGCACUGCGCGUGCAGCAUAUCGAUACCUGCGGGGGUGACGCAUCGGCUGGUGCGCGAGUACCUGCUGCACUACGGCUAUGCCGACACGCUGCGUGCCUUCGACACCGCGGCCGGCACCACCGAGGACGCACCGCAGCUAGGCACCUCUAGGCGGUCACCAUUUCGCAGUUGGAGCGAGCGGGACGCGCCGGCCGUGGCCACGAUGGCUCCGCGGCAGGCCAUAAGGCAGCGAAUGAUGGCGGGGGAUGUGGAGGGAGUUAACGCGCUGCUCAUGGAGCAUUUCCCCGAGCUCGUCGUGUCCAAGGGCGGCAAGCGGCCGGACUUAGACGUGUACUUCUACGUCAACUGCAUGCAGUUCAUCGAGCUCAUCAGGCAGGGCAAGAUAGAGGAGGCGGUGAUAUUCGCGCAGGCGUCGCUGUCGCCGAUGCGGGGGCUGCUCACGCACCGCAACCGAGCCUACGACGCCAUGCUGCACGAUGUAGUGGCCCUGCUAGCCUAUGAAGACCCCCUGGACUCUCCGCUGGCGGGCCUGAUGCACCUGGCGCAGCGAGAGGCGGCAGCAGAUGUAGUGAAUGCAGCCAUCCUCGUAUGUGGAUCGUCAAAGCCCGAAGAAGGCAAGAGGGAGGACAAAAAGCCUGCGGCGGUGGAGCGGCUGAUGCAGCAGCUGGUGACGGUGCAGAACGAGCUGCUGGCGGCCAACGGCGGCCUCGGCGAGCCAUUCCGGCUCUCGCAACACCUCGGCGGCCCCGCUCCCGGCCCAGCGUGCAAGCCGCCGGCGCAGCCGCACCCCAACGGCGUGGCACCCAUGGACCGGGACUGA